Molecule: messenger RNA, 1032 nt
Organism: Periconia digitata
Lineage: Eukaryota; Fungi; Ascomycota; Dothideomycetes; Pleosporales; Periconiaceae
Source: the annotation of a GenBank genome assembly
UACAUUGUCAUCGAUAAAAGAUCUCUCCCAGGCACCCCGACCGCCUGGCCAAACCUCACCACCAUGACUGCCUCGCCCCCCACUUCCCCAUUUCUCCGGCUCCCACGAGAAUUACGCGAUGUCAUUUACGACUACGCACUAUACGAGCCAGACGGCCUUUACUACUGGCGAGAUCCAACCACGAACAUUGCAGAAUUCGGACGACAGCCACAUCAGCAUGUACCGGCCAACGCCCUCAAAUACACCUGCCACCAACUCCGACAAGAGACGCUCGGCUUAGAGUUCCACCUCAACCAGCAAAUAACCUUCGUGGGAUCCGUUAAACGCCCAAACGAUCGUAAUCAACCGCUAUGUCCAGCCGUACAGUUCCUCCAGUUCAUCGACCAGUGCAGCGAGGCUGCAAUACAACGUUGGUUGCGUCACGUCCGCUUGCACUAUGACCUCGGGCAUUUCUGGGCGUCUUGGGAGACCGAUUACCGCUUCGUCGAUCUCCAAAAAGUCGCCGACUAUUGCGAAAGCCGCCCAAAUAUAAAUGUGUGGUGGUAUACCCGUAUGCUGGAAUUUGUGCGAACGGGCCGAGACUGUCCUGUAGGAGUAAGCAUACUCGACGCGGGGCUUGAUAUCAUUUCCGUCUUUCGAUUGGAGAAAAGGAUAAAAUAUUUGAGGAUAUCUGAGGACCUGUAUGCCAGUACUCCUGAUUUGUUCAUUGAUUGGAGAUGGUUUGAGGGGUGGCACGUGGAGGGGUGUUUAAGGAAAAGAAAGCUUUGCAGCUGCAAUUUUCGGAUCAGGUGUGAGAACUUUCGUUUGCUGCCGGAGGUGCCUGGAGAUUGGGAAGAACAAUUCUAUAGAUACCACUCGGGCUGGGGUGAUAAGGAGCUCGUCAGGAAGAGGUGUGAGCUCGUUCGGGACGUUAUUACUAACGGGAUUUGAGGCAUGGGUGUUGUUAGACAGCUGUGAACUUGAUUCCUCUUUGGCUAAUCGCGGGGAUCUUUAUAGCUGGUGUCUUUACAUGGGAUCUAUACGUACCGACUC